Messenger RNA from Brachypodium distachyon (stiff brome), 791 nucleotides. RefSeq lists its product as uncharacterized. NCBI's taxonomy places the organism in Eukaryota, Viridiplantae, Streptophyta, Magnoliopsida, Poales, Poaceae. The record is from RefSeq and is a predicted model, not a curated record. The coding region runs from base 133 to 420 and encodes 95 amino acids. The transcript has 2 exons.
AAAUACAAAAGAAUGGAACGCUACUCCAGUAGUAACAAAGCUUCGGGUGGCAGGUGGCUAGGCUAGAUAUUUCCUCGGCGCAGCGAUACUCGUCGAGAGGAGCCGCGCGCCUGGCAACAAGUAGAUCGGGGCAUGGAGGACCUGGGGGUGCUGGCGCGCGGCGAGGGCUGGACGGAGGAGAGGCACGCGGCGUUCCUCGACGGCGUGGAGCUCUCCUUCGUCCAGGAGGUGCUCGGGGGCGCCGGCGCCGGCGUCAGCGACGAAAGGCGGGCGUCGCGUAGGAUCAGCCGCCGCGGGGCGCCGCCUCCGCCGGCCGGUGGGCGCGGGCAGCUCCCGCUGGACCGGCCGCUCCCUGACAGCGCCGUGGAGUCCAACCGCCGGGGACCCUCCAACCGGCCUGCAGCCCGCGACGCCAAAUGACACGGGCGCGCGGCGGAGAUAGCAAUCUGGCUGCAGGUUGCCUCAUGAAUUGGAAGUUAACAAGCUAGUUAAGCGCAUCUGAAUAGAAAAUGAUCAGUCUCCUACCCACGCCUGUGGGCUCCAGUAUUCUUGUACACAUGCCAUGGAAGUGAUGUUUUCUAGGUUCAUACAACAAUGCUCGGACCAGUCCGUGUCCAUGUCCAUGUACCUUUCAGGGUGGGGCAUGAUGAGUUGGUGAUGAGCGUUAUUUCAUUUUCAUUAUCUUAGACUGUUCUAUCUUCUAUUCGUAUCUUGUGUCUCGUGCAUGUUGCUCUCGAUGUGGAUUAUAUAUUUGUAAAUGAAAAUGAAAUAUAUGGGAAUCGAUGUUGCUA